Messenger RNA from Danio aesculapii, 2529 nucleotides. RefSeq names its product SPARC (osteonectin), cwcv and kazal like domains proteoglycan 3 (gene spock3). The transcript has 11 exons. The coding region runs from base 91 to 1245 and encodes 384 amino acids. Gene Ontology annotation, molecular function: protein binding; calcium ion binding. Lineage: Eukaryota; Metazoa; Chordata; Actinopteri; Cypriniformes; Danionidae. The record is from RefSeq and is a predicted model, not a curated record.
GAGAGAGAGAGAGAGAGAGAGCCGAGGAUCAGUUGAGUCUCUGCACGGAGAUCUUCAGUCAAUGACAGCGCUCACAUUCUCCUCUUGAAGAUGCUUGUGCUGGUCGGUGUGUGCGCGCUGCUGAUCGCCGGAGCUUCUACCCGCAACGACAACGGCAAUUUUUUGGACGACAAAUGGUUGACCGGGAGAUGGGACAAAUUCAGAGAUGAACCAGGAACAUGGAGCCCAGGAAAGCCAUUCGAUCAAGCUCUGGACCCUGCCAAAGAUCCAUGUCUCAAGAUAAAAUGUGGCCGCCAUAAAGUGUGUGUGGCUGAAGAUUACCAAACACCCACCUGUGUCAGUCAGCGCAGGAUGAGUUUUAAGGACAUGAACUUGAACUCACCACUCCUGAAAUGCAAAAGAUGUCCAGUUGUGCACCCUUCACCUAUUUGUGGAACAGAUGGACACACUUACUCCACCAAGUGUAAACUGGAAUAUCAAGCUUGUAUCUCUGGGAAGCAGAUUUCUGUGAAGUGUCCAGGACAGUGUCCCUGCGCUCCAGGAAAUCCAGCAGAGAAGAGAGAGUGCGGUAAUGCAGAAAUGACUGAAGUGGUGAGCAGAUUACGAGAAUGGAUCACAGUUCUUCAUGAGAGCGGCAAUACUAACAAGAAAUACAAGUUCCAGAAGCCAGAGAAGAAGGUGGACAUGAGUAAAGUGCCGCUCUGCAAGGACUCUUUGGGCUGGAUGUUUUCCAGACUGGACACAAACUUUGACCUUCAACUCGACCAAUCCGAGUUGACCAGCCUGAACUCAGAAAAGAGCGAUGAGUGCACUAAAGCCUUCCUCAGGUCAUGUGACCCAAACAGAGACAGGCUCGUCUCCAGCCAGGAGUGGUGCUCUUGCUUUCAGAGAUAUCAAGAGGCUCCCUGUCAAUCAGAGAUCACCAUCAUCCACAAACAGCAGGCUGGCAAGAAGCUACUGGGUCCGUACGUCCCCUCCUGUGAUGAGGAUGGUUUCUAUCGGCCUCAGCAGUGUCAUGGCAGCAGUGGUCAGUGCUGGUGUGUUGACCGCUAUGGAAAUGAGCUUGCAGGGUCUCAUGCUCAUGGACCUGCUGACUGCGUGGUGGAGUCUUCUGGAGAUUUUGGCAGCGGUGACUCUCUGCUCUCAGAUGACGAGGACGGCGAUGUUGUAAAUGAUGAAGAGGAAAUGGGAGACGACGAUGAUGAAUAUGACCAAGUUGAUGAUGAAUACGGCUACCUGUCAUAAUCCGCUUUCUGUUGUUUUUUUAUUAUUAUUUGAAAACAUUUGAAAAGAAGGAACCAAAUAAAUAAAAAAUAAAACAGACUUUCAUUUUGGUCUUAAAGCACGUUUCUAGGUGACCUCAACAGAGUGCAGUACUAACAUUACUAAAGUGUUCAUCGCCCCCGUGCUGUAGAACAUUUGUACAAAAUUAAUACCAAGCCUCGAUAACCACAUUUAAUUUGUAUUCCAUCUCUUAUAUUCAUCCAAAGUGAAUAAGUGUAUCGACAGACCUAGAAGUUCAGGAAUUCAUAAGUGGAUUUUGAUGAGAGAUUCAUUUAAAUGUUUGCACUUAUAAACAUGCACACACAAAUGACAUGCCUAAACACAAAUGAAGGAAUAAUUCCAUGAGCAACCGUGACUCUAUGAGAUUUUACAGUCAUGCCGUGAGGGAUUAACGUCAAUGUUUUGAUUCAUCGUAAUAGUAUAACCUAUUGAUUUAUCAUAUAUAUUUUUUGUCCAUCAGCAGAGCGAAUACUUCUACAUUUUGAGAAUUCAUCAAAAAAUGUUCAGUAUUUAAAUGUAAACGUGAACAUUCUAGAGGAAAAUCUUGUUUGAAAUGGCUAAGAUGUGACCUGCAGUGACCACAUGUCAGAUACACAAUUAAAUACAGUAGAUGUGACUGCAGUCUUGUUAUGAGAGGACCGAGUCAUGCUAUUUACAGACACGCACACACAUACACUUAUCUUGUAGACACAUUGGCAGUCCUUGGGCAUGAGGUGCCUUUGACACAGCAUGAAGGAGAAAACAGGUCUGGUGGGAUAAGAAGGAAAGAGAUAUUUAGUGUUAGAAUGUAGAAUUCGACUGCCAUAAGAAUAUACAAGAAAAAAAGGAGAGAGAGAGAGAUUUUUUUUGCAUCAUGUUCUCUGUUGUUUUGGUCUAUAGGAGAAUGUGGACUUGAUUAGUUAGUUUGCAUAUGUUACUGUAGACGACAAAUCAUACGAUAGAUGCUGCUGCUGUCACUUCUCCUCGUUCCCUCUCAGAGCUUUUGCAUUUUUGUCAGAUUUGUUUUCAUAAUGUGCAUAUGAAAAUAUACGUUUUCUUCUAUGGAUAUUGUGGUGUUUUCUGAAAAAAAAGACAAAAAAAGAAAUGGUCGAACAAGUUUAUGAUAAUCAUUUAUGGAGGUCGAGGAACCACCUUUAUCAGUGUUGUCCAGCUGUUGUCAUAGAGAUAACACUUUUCUUUUGUUGGUUUGUUUGUUUUUUACAGUAUCCAUAUUAUUUGCUCAAAUAAAGUUACACAGACCAAAAA